Phytomonas sp. Hart1 is the source of this 881-nucleotide messenger RNA. The record is from the annotation of a GenBank genome assembly. NCBI's taxonomy places the organism in Eukaryota, Euglenozoa, Kinetoplastea, Trypanosomatida, Trypanosomatidae.
GAUUUCUAUAAAAUGCAAUGUCAUUUAAAGAUAAAACUCUAGAAGUAGAGAAAAGCGAUGAGGGCGACGUUGACGAACGUUCCACCUUGAUGCAUUUAGCUGAUCACAUAUAUAGAAAAAUAGAACCCCACAUUGGAAACAACGAGCUUGAAGUUGAGGUUCGCCUGUGUUCGCAUCAGGUGCCCAUUAUGGAGCUACAACAGCCCUAUACCAUACUUUCAAAACAAUUUGGUCCUCAACCAGGGAAAAUUAAGGUAGGUGUCACCAAAGAAGGUUUUGAGGCUAUAAAAAAUUAUUUGAUCGCGACCAAGACAGACACUGAUCACCCACCUCUUAUGACCACUACCGAAGAUGUCAAAGUGAAUAAUGAGCGAUAUUCGUAUGACUUAAUUAACUCUGACACAGGGCCUAUCCGGAAGCUUACAUCGGUGAUCAUUAAACAACGCAUCCUUUUUGUGGAUGUGGCCAUUAAUCGGGAAGACAUUAACUACGAUUUUCGGUUUUCUAUUAAUACAGAAUCACCAGUGAGUAUCCCUGCAACUUCCCCCACGAAAAAAAUGUACUCAUACACGCGUUUUAAAAAACGCAUAAGCAUCAAAGAUGGUUUGUUUUUAUACGACCUGACCGAAAUUCGUACAUCAAGCGAGGAUUUAAGUUAUGAGAUCGAAAUAGAGGGCUGCUUUGAGAGAGAAAAUCCAAAGGAAGAUCUAACUCGAGAGUGGCUAGUAGAGCUCAUGCAGCGAAUAUUGAGUUUAGCAGCAAUAGCUUCAAAGUAAUUUAAUCUUAUUAAAUUGGCAAUCGGAACUAACUGAUACUCUAAUUUGAGAAAAAAGUCAACCAACCCUCUUCAUGAGUUUUUUCUACAUUUAUCUACUCUAUUA